UGUGUGUUGUGUUGGACAAGUCAGUGUUCCUCAUCAUGUCUCUGCAAAAAAAAAAAAGACAGAACCUUCACCACAGGUAGUAAAGCCCUUAGGACACUCAUCUAGACAACACGUUGUGUUGCUAAAGAUGGCGGUUCAUCCGAACUCACGGACCUGGGGAAUUGUGUGCUGUUACAGUCUGAGGCUGGCUUGUUCUGCCUCCAAGGAAUGUUAUAAACCAAUCACUUCUGGGACUAGAUCCCCGAGGCCAGAGAGUGAAAUAAAAACACUGGUUUUACCUUCUACGCAUUUAGCCCUUUCUGCAUGAGACAGAACUUCUCUUCUGAACCAUGUUCCUUCCAUGUUCUCCUGACUAUCCAUGGAGUGUCCAGAUGCCCUGAAGAGCUAUGAAAAUAUCACUCACCCCCUAGGGACCAGAACCUGUACAGACCCUGUUCUGCAUGAUGACCUAUUCUGUGAGCGAGCUUGGCGAGAACCAGACCAUUUCUGAUGGGUUCAUACUUGUGGGCUUUUCCUACCUUAACGAGCUGCAAAUACUUCUCUUCCUGCUGCUUCUGGUCAUCUACCUAGUUGCCUUGAUGGGGAACCUGCUCAUUAUCCUCCUGAUAAAGCUAAAUCCUUCCCUGCACACCCCCAUGUAUUUCUUCCUGGUGAACCUGUCCUUCCUAGAAAUCUGCUACACCACCAAUGUGACCCCUCAGCUGCUGGUUCACCUCCUGGUGGACCACCAUAUGCCGCCCUUUGUGGGAUGUAUGGUCCAGAUGUUGGUCUUCACCACGCUGGGCCUCACGGAAUGCUGCCUCCUCUCAGCCAUGGCCUACGACCGCUAUGUGGCCAUAUGCCGCCCCUUGCACUACACAACCAUCAUGAGUGGCCAGGCAUGUGCACUGCUUGCGGGUGUUUCAUGGACCAUUGGCCUCUUGGCGGAAUCAGCUGAGACCAUGUGGUUCUUCAGCCUGCCCUUCUGUGGCUCCAACCGCAUCCCCCACUUCUUCUGCGACAUCCGGCCAAUAGAGAAGAUGGUGUGCGCCGAUACAUGGAUGAACGAGAUCCUGGGCUUGACUGUGUCGGUGCUGUUCAUCAUGGGCCCUUUUGUACUGAUACUCCUGUCCUACAUCCUCAUCAUCUCCACUAUCAUCAAGCUGCCAUCGGCAGAGGGGAGGCGUAAAGCCUUCUCCACCUGCUCCUCCCACCUCGUGGUGGUGACUUUGUUCUAUGGAACUUGCAUUAUAACUUAUAUGAAACCCAAGUCUAGCUACACCCCAGAGAGUGAUCACUGGAUUUCCCUCCUGUACACAGUUGUGACACCCAUGUUAAAUCCGUUAAUAUACACACUGAGGAACAAAGAGGUGCAUGGAGCCUUCAGAAAAACUCUAGAGAAGACCAUCUUUUCUCACAACUAGAGAAAUUAGAGAAUGAAAAGAAGAGUUACCUGAAACAUUGGAAAAGAGAGAAAAUCAUUAAUAUUUUCUGAAUUUCUCCUGAUGACACUCAUUUUUAACUGAUAUUUAGCCUCUUGCAUAAUUAUGACUUGUUGCAAACCAUUCAGGCACAUUAGAAGAGAAAAUAUUGUUACCAUAAAAGUAAAUGUAAAUACAAGGAAAAUUUCUCUCUCUGUUACAGUGAAAUCUAAAUUUACUGAACCAUCAGCAGAGAAUAUUUAAUCAAAGUUAUUUCCUGAUUUUAUACCUUCCAAUCUUGAAAUCCUAAAGGAGGGAAAAACUCAAAAUGAGAAAUAGUUCAGAAAACUUUCUCCUCAGAAAACUUUCAGAAAAAUUUUCACCAACUUUUUAAAAGUGAAAAUUUCCAACCUGGUCUACAGAAAGUCCAUUUGGGUUUCUCCCUUUGAUGCAGACAAGCAUUUGAGGUUUUGUCCUGGGUUGAGCUGGGUGUAUCGAAUGCGUCCCUGUUCUCCGAGGCCUAAAUAUAAAUAUUCUUCCUGGCUCCCUUGGUCAGACUCCCUAGGUCAGGCUGUGAUGUCUCUUUCAAUGCCCCACCUGACCGGGUCACACACCUGCUCCGGGAGAUGGCCCUGCACUUCCAUUGCCUUUUGCACAAGCCCAGAGGGCUGGGCAGGCGGGUGGCAUUGGAGCACAACGCUGCGCAGCACAGACUCCUUGAUUGGGGGGUUGUAAGGGGCCAUUCUGAGUAUCCAACUUGACGCCUGCUCUAGGAAGGCCAGGGAAUUUCCCUCCACUGUUCCUGAGGGAGACACUCACUGUCUGCAUUUCAUACUCUACACGGGAACCUGCACCUGUGUCCAAAACUCCUAGAACUGUCAGAGGUUCACUCAAUGUUACCAACGUGACACCGAAUGCCUCUGUGGGUGGGACUGUGUAAGGCUAUCAUAAAAAUACCAACCUAUAUUUGUAUUUUGAGAAACGCUGUGCAGCAUGUUUGUCUGUCUCCAUGGUUGCCCAGCGACAAUAAACUGCAACUGAAAACUUUUUCUCCCUGGCUCUGCUCUUUCAUGAACCUAGACAGGGAAAGCCGAGGGCCCGGGUCAUCGGCAGGCACAACUGAAAUGGGGAUAUUAGCAGCUAAAUCGGCUGUAAGUUCAGGCAAAGAGCAGAUUUCACUGCCCCUCUGUGAUCUCAGCACCUCUGGGUUACACGCCUCUU
Pelodiscus sinensis (Chinese soft-shelled turtle) is the source of this 2621-nucleotide messenger RNA. The record is from RefSeq and is a predicted model, not a curated record. Lineage: Eukaryota; Metazoa; Chordata; Testudines; Trionychidae.